Yarrowia lipolytica CLIB122 is the source of this 1875-nucleotide messenger RNA. RefSeq lists its product as uncharacterized. The record is from RefSeq and is a predicted model, not a curated record. NCBI's taxonomy places the organism in Eukaryota, Fungi, Ascomycota, Dipodascomycetes, Dipodascales.
AUGAUGAUACUUCGACUAGCUCGAGUUCAGCCUGGAGUGUCUCUGCUGAGGGGACCGACGACCCGAAUCUUCUCCCCAGGUCGACUGCCUGUGCGGCAACUGGUUGCUCGGACACAAACACCCCUCACACUAACAUCAUCAUGCCUGAUUUCGCGACAGCUGUCGACGACCCGUCUCCUCGCCUUUUCCGCUCGGAAACCCGUCGCCGAGAAGAAGUUUGACGACUACAAAAAGGUGUCGCUCAACGACGUGAAAAACAACCCGAUUUACAAGUUUGUAUAUCUGUCAAAGCCGUGGUACCAAUCUACCGGGUUCAGGAUUCUUGCCGUGACCAUGGGACUCGCCACCCUGCUGUAUCUCUUUUCUGAUGGCGCUCACAAGGUGCUGCGACACACGGGACACGCCAUUGAAAGAAUCUGGGUCGUUAUGAAAGCCACAUCAAGAUGCGUCUGGCUGUACAGAAAGACUCUCAAGAAGGAGUAUCCCAGCGAGGAGGAGUACAAGACCGCUUUAUCCAAAUGCCACAAGAAGGCGGCAGAAAUCACUCUGCAGGCCAUCCGAAAGAAUUCGGGUGUCUACAUCAAGCUGGGUCAACACAUUGCUGCCCUGACGUACAUUUUCCCUCCCGAAUGGACAGAGACUAUGAUCCCUCUUCAGGACCAAUGUCCCGAGUCGUCCAUGGAGUCUAUUCGAGCUAUGAUUAGAAAAGACACGGGCAAAAACCUCGACGAUCUGUUCCUGGAGUUCAAUGAAGUCCCCAUGGGGGUGGCGUCAUUGGCCCAAGUACACAAAGCAGUCACCAUUGACGGAAGAGAGGUGGCUGUCAAGGUCCAACACCCCUCCCUGGCUGAAUUUGUGCCCCUGGAUGUCUACAUGACUCGUACCAUCUUCACCAUUGUUGACCACUUUUUCCCAGACUACCCCCUGUCCUGGCUGUCUGAUGAGAUGCAAAGAUCCAUUUUCACUGAGCUGGACUUUACAGAAGAGGCCAACAACGCAGUCAAGACACGAGAAUACUUCAAGGACACUUACAAGACCACCGCCCUUCGAAUUCCCGAGGUUUACUGGUCCAAGCGACGCAUUUUGGUGAUGGAGUUUGUGGGGGGUUCGCGACUGGACAACAGACCCUACCUGGAAGACAACAACAUCAGUCCCGACGAGGUGUCCGCCUGUCUGUCUCAUAUCUUCGAUACCAUGAUUUUCCGACCCGGAGCUGGUCUUCAUUGUGAUCCUCACGGCGGUAACCUUGCCAUUCGAACACGAGACAACUCCCGAGGUGGCCAUAACUUUGAAAUUGUUCUCUACGACCAUGGACUUUACAGAUUUGUGCCCACCAACAUCCAGCGUGACUAUGCGCACUUUUGGCUUGCUCUGAUUGAUAGCAACGAAGCCGAAAUGCGAAAGUACGCCAAGCGGUUUGCCAACAUUGAUGAGGACAAGUUUCCCUUGUUUGCCGCUGCCAUCACCGGUCGAGAUUUUAAGCAUGCCACUUCUGAUCUAAAAUCUAAGCGAUCACGGGCCGAGAUUGAGAAUAUGGUCUCGACUAUUGCUAGUGACGGUCUUUUGUCUGAUAUCAUGACUUUGCUCCACUCAGUUCCGAGAGUGGUGCUUCUCAUUUUCAAGACGAACGAUUUGACCCGUCAUCUCGACGAGACUCUCAAUUCCUCUCUUGGAAUCGAGAGAACUUUUCUCAUCAUGGCAACUUACUGUGCCAAGACAGUGCUUGAAGAGAGACGGGAGAAUCUCAUCAAGAAGUACUCCAGGCUGGAUAUUCGGCGAUGGAUUGGAGAAGGGUUUGCCUGGGCCAGCUAUCUGAGACGGCUGUUGCAGCUCAAGGCGUAUGACUUUGGUCUCAUGGUUAGCAACCUCUUUUAA